This is a messenger RNA of Emys orbicularis (European pond turtle), 543 nucleotides long. RefSeq names its product C-type lectin domain containing 19A (gene CLEC19A). Gene Ontology annotation, molecular function: signaling receptor activity. The transcript is spliced from 6 exons. Bases 1 to 543 code for a protein of 180 amino acids. Lineage: Eukaryota; Metazoa; Chordata; Testudines; Emydidae. The record is from RefSeq and is a predicted model, not a curated record.
AUGUAUACUGAGGUGGUACUUAUUAGCCCGACUCAGGCUUUCCCACAGACAAAUAUUAAAAUCAGUCAAGCUAUGCCAGAGCCAAUUCAGUCCUACUCCUGCCCACUGUUUUGGACAGAAUAUGAAGGGUACUGUUACAGAUACUUUCCCAUCAAUAAAACAUGGGCUGAAGCCGAUCUCUAUUGUGCGGAAUUUUCCAUUGGCAUAAAAUCUGCCAAAUUAGCGUCGAUUCACAGCUGGGAAGAGAAUGUCUUUGUAUAUGACCUGGUAAACAGCCGAGUGCCUGGAAUACCCACCGAUAUCUGGAUGGGACUUCAUGACCUAAGAGAGGAAGGCCACUUUGAAUGGACAGAUGGUUCUUCCUAUGACUAUAACUACUGGGAUGGCAACCAGCCAGAUGAUGGGAUCCACUCUAUUCCAGAGGAGGAGGACUGUGUACAGAUCUGGUACAGAUAUAACAGUGCUUUACGCUCAUGGAAUGACAACAGCUGCAACAGAGAAUUCCCAUUUGUCUGCAAGAUUCCAUCCCUGGCAAUUGAUUAG